Molecule: messenger RNA, 544 nt
Organism: Pseudonaja textilis
Lineage: Eukaryota; Metazoa; Chordata; Lepidosauria; Squamata; Elapidae
Source: RefSeq, a predicted model, not a curated record
UGCAUUAGGCAGAAAAGAAAUUUGCGUGCUACCUAAUCAAAUAUUACGAAUAUUGACUAGGUUUUGUGGCAUGGAUUUAUGGAGAAAAACCUGUGCAAAUAUUUUAUUGUCCGGUGGUGGAAUUAGUGAAAACAAUGUAAAUAUGAGUCGCCUGGAUGUCAUUGUAACAAAUUUAUUAGGAUGCACAUCAACAAAAACUCUCUUACAUUGGAAGCAGGUGCUUGAUUCUGGGCAGUUUAAAGAAUUUGACUAUGGUUCUAGGAAUAUGGAAAAAUACAAUCAGAUGACCCCUCCCUUUUAUGAUAUAAGAAACAUGAAUAUCCCAAUCUUCAUGUGGGGUGGUGAAAACGAUCAAAUUUCAACACUAAAGGACACCGAACUAUUGCUCCCUCUUCUUAGUAAUCUGAUCUCCUACAAAAUAAUUCCUCAAUGGAUGCAUUAUGAUUAUCUUUUCGGCCUUGAUGCACGUCAAAAAUUGUAUGAUGAACUUGUUGACAUAAUUCACAAUUUCUCAUAAGCUGGGGAUUGUCUAGUACAGGGGUCG